Messenger RNA from Acanthamoeba castellanii str. Neff, 546 nucleotides. RefSeq lists its product as uncharacterized. Lineage: Eukaryota; Discosea; Longamoebia; Acanthamoebidae. The coding region runs from base 1 to 546 and encodes 181 amino acids. The record is from RefSeq and is a predicted model, not a curated record. The transcript is spliced from 2 exons.
AUGUCCACCAUCUGGCAUCCUCUGGCCAGUGACACCAUCCCUGAACCCUUCUGCUAUCUGCACCACAUCCCCAUCCCACACCCAAUCUUCCUCAUCCAGAGCUUAGAGCUUCCCAAUCCUUCUCCCCACCCCAUCACAUCACCCACCACUCCCUACCACAUUCUCUAUAAGGCAAAUCCCACCUACUACCUCUCCUUCUGUGCUGCCCUUUACUCCAGCUUUGUCUGCCUCUCCUCUACCCCCAUAGCAGAGGGCAACAUCUCCUCUCUUGGCAACUGGCUCCUCACCUUCCACUCUAAAUUCCUGGAGGAGUCAGAUCUCAGCCAUCACUUCCUUCCUACAAGGCCUAACUUCACAUCCUGCCCUUGCCCCUCUCACACCCAAGACCAGCUCCUCCUCCUCUUCUGGUCCAUGGAAAGUGUGGAAGUCCAUUGGCUAAUGUUUCCCUCCACUCUGUUCUGUUCCUUCUUUCAACAAAAUACAUUAGCCCUUUUUUUACACUUAUGCCUUGAAAUUCUUCAUUGCCCCCACCUGCUUUUACCAUGA